AGAGCGAGACAGGUAGUAAGAGGGAAGGAGAAGAGGAGGGGAAUGGCGAGCGAAGAAGAGAGUGCUGUGAAGGAGCCGUUGGAUCUGAUAAGAUUGAGUCUCGACGAGCGCAUUUACGUCAAGCUCCGCUCCGACCGGGAGCUUCGUGGGAAACUCCAUGCUUAUGAUCAGCAUUUAAAUAUGAUUCUUGGGGAUGUUGAAGAAACUGUCACUACAGUAGAAAUUGACGAUGAAACUUAUGAAGAGAUUGUUCGGACAACAAAGCGAACAGUUCCAUUUCUCUUUGUCAGAGGAGACGGAGUUAUAUUGGUUUCUCCUCCCUUGAGGACAGCUUAAUAGUUAUGUUAUUGAAAUAUGUAGUUGAUGCGUUGUCAAAUUUGAUGACAUUUUUAUGAGCCUUUAGCAGUUAUGAAGCUUACUGUUUUGAGACACAUGUAGCUACAUCGUUGUUGCUUAUUGAGUUUACUCUUUUUUAGCAUUGUCGACAUAAAACUUAAUGUACUUGAUGAAGCUUAAUGCAUCAAGUUUACUGUUUUUAAGCACUGUCACCUGGGUUAGUUUAAUAAUAUGAUUUAGAGAAGACUGAGAUCUGGAACUUGAUGA
Tripterygium wilfordii is the source of this 603-nucleotide messenger RNA. RefSeq names its product sm-like protein LSM3B. Gene Ontology annotation, molecular function: RNA binding. Gene Ontology annotation, biological process: P-body assembly; mRNA splicing, via spliceosome. The coding region runs from base 43 to 336 and encodes 97 amino acids. Gene Ontology annotation, cellular component: Lsm1-7-Pat1 complex; catalytic step 2 spliceosome; U6 snRNP. The transcript has 3 exons. NCBI's taxonomy places the organism in Eukaryota, Viridiplantae, Streptophyta, Magnoliopsida, Celastrales, Celastraceae. The record is from RefSeq and is a predicted model, not a curated record.